Messenger RNA from Trichoderma reesei QM6a, 1471 nucleotides. RefSeq lists its product as uncharacterized. NCBI's taxonomy places the organism in Eukaryota, Fungi, Ascomycota, Sordariomycetes, Hypocreales, Hypocreaceae. The transcript has a single exon. The record is from RefSeq and is a predicted model, not a curated record. Bases 1 to 1470 code for a protein of 489 amino acids.
AUGGCCCCAAAGCAGGAAGUCUUUCAUCUUCACCCUCAUGGGUGGGAGAACGAUCCCGCAAGCGGGGAAAAAUUCCAACUUUCGACUCUGGACUAUCUUACAGCUAUGUCGUACAACAACUACUGCCUCUUCUUCAAGAUGGACGACGCUAUGAAGCCUCGGGCCGUGGAGACCAUGAAGGAGGGCCUUGAGCGGACACUUGCUCAGGCGAGGCACCUGUGCUGCACCAUUGAGAAGAAGGAGUCGGGCAGCGGCUACGAAUACGUCAAGACCAAGGACAGCACGGUCCGUCUGUUCGUGCAGUAUCUCGAUGCCCCCGAGGACGCGGACAAGUACCCGUCCCUGGAGGAUAUUGAGAAGGCCAACUUCAGCGCCGUUGCCCUGGGCGACCUUAAGCUCUGGAGUGUCGAGCCGAUGACCUACGGCGAGAAGCCCGAGGCUCACCCCGAUAAUCAUCCCGUCGUGGCAGCAUUCAAGAUGAACUUCGUCCGGGGUGGAUUGGUAUUAAUCCUUCAUCACCACCAUUACGCCGCGGACGUGAUGGGGUGGGCGGGUUACACCCGGCAGCUGGCAGAGAACUGCUUCGCCGCGUUCAACAAGACCGAGUUCCCCUCGUGGGACCCAAAGAAUCUGGACCUUUCCCUGCUCUGCAAGCCGGAGCCCCCUGAGGACCAGAAGAUUGACGGUCCUCCUGCUCCGGAGCGCCACCCUGACCACGUCCAGGGUGUCUGCUUGCUCUUCCACCUGCCCAAGAGCAAGGCCGCCGAGCUGAAGAAGUUGGCCCAGCCGGAGGAGGGCCAGCCGUGGAUUUCCACGUACGACGCCUUUGUGGCCUACAUCUGGCGCUCCAUCACGCGCAUCCGCGCCCCCGUCUUCAACCCCGACCCAGACUCGAAGCUCUUCCUGUGCGAGGCCGUCGACAUGCGACGGCGCUUCACCAACCCCAGUGUCCCUCCGCGGAUCCGGGGCAAUGUCAUGUUCGCGGCCCUGUCCACGACGGCCCCUGUCGAGGCGCCCACGGCGGCCCAGAUCAUGUCCGAGUGGCCGCUGUCCAAGCUGGCGCAGUACAUCCGCGCCCUGACCAACAGCGUCACCCAGGAGAGCCUGGACAAGACGCUGGAGAUGGUGGCCACCAUCAAGGACAAGACGUCGCUCAACAUCCGCAUCGACUCCCUGCCGCCCUUGUCGGUCCUCUUCACUGACCACCGCGAUGCCAUCAUGUCGACGUCGGACUUUGGCUUCGGCAGGCCCAUCACCUACCGCCACCUCACGGACCGCGUGACGGAGGGCGUCAUCCUCAUCUACCCCCCUCGCAGCAGCGAUCCCGCCUCCGACGAGGGCCCCGAGUUCUCCUUCUUCUACGAGAAGAGGCUGGCGCAGGACCUCAUUGAGGACAAGGAGUUUAGCAAGUACUUUGAGUACAGAGGCGUUGAUGCGGAGGACGCCACUGCCCCGGCCCUCCUCAACUGAU